AUGACACAGGAGAAAGAUGGGGAGAACUCUGCCCUGAGCAUCCCUCUCGGCGAGCCGCCUGCACCAACUGACCAUGCGCGAGACGGUAAUAUCCAUGAGAGCAAGCGGGAUUUUACCGCGACCUGCAGGAUUAUAGGGUGCUUUUUCGUCUUCUUCAUCACCUGGGGUGUUGCCUCCUCAUUCAGUGCCUAUCAAGCUUUUUAUCAGAAGGACUUGUUGGCCUCUCAUACGCCAUCCGUCAUAUCAUGGGUUGGCACUCUUCAGGUGUCCUUGAUGGGACUGACGGGGAUUGUCUCUGGGGCUCUCUAUGACAGAGGCUACAUUCGAACGUUGUUGGUUGUCGGGGGUUCACUGGUCACAUUUGGCUUCAUGAUGCUCAGCCUUGCCAAGGAAUACUAUCAGAUCAUUCUGGCCCAGGGCGUCUGUAUUGGAUUCGGUAAUGGAAUGCUGUAUAUACCCUCGAUAGCCGUCAUCAGCCAGACAUUCAACGCUAAGCAACGACCACUUGCCAUCGGAGGAUCAUCGUCUGGAGCAGCCGUUGGAGGCAUCGUGCUGCCCAUCAUGUUUCGUCACUUACAACCCGAGAUCGGCUUCGGGUGGACCAACCGCAUAUUCGGGUUCAUCAUGUUGGGCAUGGUAAUAGCUGCCUUCUUCCUGCUCCAGCCAGUUCCAACGCACAGACGCCUCCAGGGACAGCUGUUCGACCCUUCAGCCCUCAAAGAGCCGCCGUUUGUCGUCCUUUUGGUUGGCUUAUUCUUUGUCUUCCUAGGAUAUUGGGUGCCUUUGAUCUACAUUACGCCAUACGCCCAGUUCUCCGUCAAAACGAACGUCUCGUACGCAUUUUAUCUGCUAGCCAUUCUGAACGCGGGCAGUUUCGCCGGCCGAAUCCUCCCUGCCUUUGUCGCGCACAAAUUCGGCCCCGCGGUUGUCCUCGUAGCUGGCGGCAUCGGUCUCGGCGUAUUGAUAUUGGCGUGGAUCGGGAUCCACAACGUCCCCGGCGUCACCGUCUGGGCCGUGCUGGUGGGCUUCAUGGCAGGCAUCACAGUCGCCAUCCCCGCCGCGGUGGUUCCUCUGCUGUCACCAUCGCCGAGUGUCGUGGGCGCAAGGACCGGCAUGGCAUGGUCUGGCUCCGCUUUUGCAGGCCUGAUCGGCGGGCCCAUUGCCGGUGCUCUCGUCAACACGGCCACGGACGACUACGCGCACGGCCAAGCCUUUGGAGGCGCUGCCAGUCUCUUGGGCGGCCUGCUGCUCAUAUACCCUGCAAUCACCAUUGCCAGGGGGAACAAGCGUUAUCAAAAGCCUCCAAACAGCAAUGUAUGA
Molecule: messenger RNA, 1320 nt
Organism: Fonsecaea pedrosoi CBS 271.37
Lineage: Eukaryota; Fungi; Ascomycota; Eurotiomycetes; Chaetothyriales; Herpotrichiellaceae
Exons: 2
Coding region: 1-1320 (439 amino acids)
Biological process (GO): transmembrane transport
Cellular component (GO): fungal-type vacuole membrane
Molecular function (GO): transmembrane transporter activity
Source: RefSeq, a predicted model, not a curated record